CAGCCCCCUCAUCUACAGCGCAGCGUUUUCCUCGUGUGAUCGUUAUAUUUGUUCAAAUAAUUGCUCUCAUGGGCAAAUAUUGCUUAAGGCCGUGUGUGAUCGAACGCAUCCCCCAGUUUCCAGUGUAUUGAUGUAGCCGGAGAGGAGCCGCCUGCCGUGCAGCCAGGAAACCAGCGCAGCUGCUCCAGUGAGGACCGGGAACGUCGCCGUGGCGUCAGGCACUGGUGUGCCUCUGUCGCUUCAGUUACACCAGGGGUUAUUCCGGUCAAAUGAUCUCAAUGGCAGCAUCAUCUCCUAACAGAAAUGACGGCGUGGCUCGGAUGUCAGCGCGCAGAAGGAUCCGUGUGUCGUUCAGGAUGGCCCAGGACAAGUGAAACCUGGAUGCGGAGAGAGGGGUGAGCGGUAACGUGAUGCUCCCCGUUAGGUUACAGGACUGAGCUGUGCCGGGAGAGAAACUGCCUUUGUGGCCUCUCUGUUUCGCUCUCCCUGUCCCACCUGCCCGUGUUCUCCUCGUUCCCUGUGCUCGCGGGGAAGGUGGCAGCCUCUGGCACACUUCUCAGCGAGUCUCGCGCUUUUAUCUCCUGGUUCGCUGUGACGGAAAUGCCAAAUGCCAGUGGUGGCUGUCGGGCUGGUCCCACCUCCGCGCUUGCCUGAGGCACAGCCAAGAGACAUGGUUGUUUAAACGUGGGCUGGUUGGUUGGAAAUUGGGAUGCGAUGCCCGAUUAAAGCCAAGAAAGUCCAAAUUACGUAAAAACGGCGGGAGGAGACAUGCAGGCACUGCUGUCCUCGUGAAAGGAGGCGUUUUUGGUUCUGGACAGGGCAGCACAGCGGAGACUGGGAUUUGUUUCUAGUAAGGAAUGCAACUGGAUGUGGCUUGGAUGAAUUGCAUAUUUGUCUUCUGUCUAAUCUCUGUUGAAUUCAAGCUGUGGCUGGAGUAUCUUGGGACAGUGUGCUCAGGGGACAUCUCCUCCUCCCUCUUCCUCUGAGACUGCUUUUCGAGUCUGUGCCCUGGGUUUUCGCAAGCUGUGAGACUCCUCUUCUUGCUGCAGCUCUCUUCCCCACUCUUCUUCAGCGGCCAGCUCUUCAUCUGCUUAUCUGGCAGCUUAGCAUGAUCUGAAGAUACAAUCCCUGAUGUCCUUCUGGGUAUGACCUUGUGUUUGUGCUGUGCUUGGGCACCUCCGGCCCUCUGAACCCAGCUGCUAGCAGGCAGCUGAGAUCUGCCUUUCUCAGUGACCAGGAAGGACCCAGUCUAGUUCAACACUGCUGACAACAGUCAUCUUGUGCAGGUCGUGAGCCCUAUCAGGAACUAACUGUCGGAGCUAACUCUGUGCUUUUUCCCCAGCGCUACUGGAGCAGUUGGUCCAGAGAUCUCCUCUUUGCAAGGCUUUGGACACCUCUUCCUCUGCCUGCAUACUUAUGAAGAGUCAGUGCUGGGCACUAAGUGCAGCUCAGCCCAACCCAGCUGAUGUGUAUGAAUUUCUUCUGUGUUAAAGUUGGGCCAGAACCAGUUUCAAGGCAGCUGAACGAAGCAACUCCCACUCUCCCGGCUCCAUGGCUGCUGUGCGCGAGUGGUCCUGCACCCGCUGCACCUUCCUGAACCCCGUGGGCCAGCGGCAGUGCUCCAUAUGCGAAGCCCCUCGCCAGAAGCCAGACCUCAACCACAUCCUGCGGCUGAGCGUGGAGGAGCAGAAAUGGGCCUGUGCCCGCUGCACCUUCAGGAACUUUCUGGGCAAAGAAACCUGCGAGGUGUGCGGCUUCACACCGGAGCCGGGGCCCAGCGGCUCCCCCUUGCCUGUCAUCAAUGGCGUCUUGCCCAAGCCCACCGUGCUUGUGGAGCCCAAGGGCACGUCCCGGGAGGAGGCCGCCAAGGUGGAAAGCAGCAGCGAGGAUUCGGAGGGGAAGAGCCCUGAUGAAGCAGAGCUGGAGAGCGGCUGGGCUUGCCAGCGCUGCACGCUGCACAACACGCCGGUGGCCAGCUCCUGCUCGGCCUGUGGUGGGCCACGCAAGCUCUCCCUGCCCAAGAUCCCACCAGAGGCGCUGGUCGUCCCUGAAGUCAUCACCCCUGCAGGCUUUCACAUGGCCCCCUCCACCCCGCAGCCUUUGGUCCCUGCAGAGGUCUCUGAUGGCGACGCCGUGGCCGCCCAGGGCCCGGUGGCUAUGGAACAAGAGGCCCAGAAGAUGCCGGCCUUCAGUCCCUUCUCCCCGGGGCUCCAGAACAACCCCGUGCCCCGAAGCCGCCGGGAGGUGCCCCCGCAGCUGCAGAUGCCGGGGCCCGAAGCGCCGCAGCCCGGGGCUCAGAGCGCGGCGGGGCAGAAGGGCUCCCCGCAGGGUCAGGCCCGGGCCGCCCCGGCUGCCCGCUUCCAGGAGCUGCUGUCCAACAAGCGGCUGAGCGUGCUGGAGGAGGAGAUGGAGGUCAGCCCGUCCCACUGGAAGUGCAGCACCUGCUCCCUGCUCAACUCCUCCGGCACCAGCAAAUGCGAGGCCUGCAGCACGCAGAAAGGCAGCGACACCAUCAACUUGGUGGGGGACUUGGUGAGGUUCACCCCCUGCAGCCCCUCCAGCCCCGACUUCACCACCUGGUCCUGUUCCAAGUGCACCCUCAAGAACCCCACCGUGGCCCAGAAGUGCAAAGCCUGCGGCUCCUCCAAGCUGCACGGCUUCCAGGAGCACGGCGCGCAGGGCGAGCCGUCCCCCCGCUGCCCCGAGUGCGGGGCUUGCGACAAGGGCGGCUGCUCCUCCUGCGGCAGCAAGGCCCCCUCCGCCCGCAAGGUCGCCCGCCUCUUCCCGUCCCCGCUGCCCGGAGCCCAGGACAGGCCGGGCCAGUGGGCUUGUCCCGCCUGCACCCUGCUCAACGAGCUGAAGGCCAAGCACUGCGCGGCCUGCCACACCCCGCAGCAGUACGUGGCCCAGCGCAAGGGCCUCAAGGCCCUCAAGAGGAGGGAGAGCAUGCACGUGGAGAAGAGGAGGCAGACGGACGAAGGAGAGGCCAAAGCCCUGUGGGAGAACAUCGUGACCUUCUGCAGGGAGAACAAAGUCAAUUUUGUAGAUGACAGUUUCCACCCUGGGCCCAAGUCUGUGGGAUUCCCGGAAGGUGACAGCGUGCAGCAGCGGGUGAAGCAGUGGCUGCGACCCCACGAAAUCAACUGUAGCAUCUUCAAAGACCGAUUGUUGAAGUGGUCAGUGUUCCGGACGCCCAGGUCCUCAGAUAUUCUCCAAGGACUGCUGGGAAACUGCUGGUUCCUGAGCGCCCUGGCCGUGCUGGCCGAGCGGCCGGAGCUGGUGGAGAGGGUGAUGAUCACGCGGACGCUGUGCCCCGAGGGCGCCUACCAGGUGCGGCUGUGCAAGGACGGCACGUGGACCACGGUGCUGGUGGACGACAUGCUGCCCUGCGAUGAGUGCGGCUACCUCCUCUUCUCGCAGGCCCAGAGGAAGCAGCUGUGGGUCGCCCUCAUUGAGAAGGCGCUGGCCAAGCUUCACGGUUCGUACUUUGCCCUCCAGGCGGGGCGUGCUAUCGAAGGCCUGGCUACACUAACGGGUGCCCCCUGCGAGAGCCUGAUGCUGCAGGUCAGCUCCACUAACCCCCGCGAGGAGCCCAUUGACACUGACCUCAUCUGGGCCAAAAUGCUGAGUUCUAAGGAGGCUGGGUUCCUCAUGGGCGCGUCCUGCGGCGGGGGCAACAUGAAAGUGGACGACGUGGCCUACGAGAGCAUGGGUCUCCGUCCACGGCAUGCCUACUCCAUCCUGGACCUGCGGGACGUCCAAGGCUUCAGACUACUGCGGCUCCGAAACCCCUGGGGCCGCUUCUCCUGGAACGGCAGCUGGUCCGACGAAUGGCCCCACUGGCCUGCUCCCCUCCGUCAUGACCUGAUGCCCCAUGACAACAGCGAGGGGGUCUUCUGGAUGGAGUACAGCGAUUUCAUUAAGUAUUUUGACUCCGUGGAUAUCUGCAAGCUCCAUUCAGACUGGCACGAGGUGCGUGUGCAGGGCAUGUUCCCCAACAAGGCCAACGGGCCGGUGACGGUGACAUCGCUGACGGUGUUGGAGCGUGCCGCCCUGGAGUUUGCCCUCUUCCAGGAGGGCAGCAGACGGUCGGACACGGUGGACAGCCACUUGCUGGAUCUGUGCAUCAUGGUUUUCCGGGCCACCUUCACCAGUGGCAACAAGCUGAGCCUGGGCCGGCUGAUGGCUCACAGCAAACGGGCCGUCAAGAAGUUCGUCAACUGCGACGUCAUGCUGGAGCCGGGCGAGUACGCCGUCGUGUGCUGUGCCUUCAACCACUGGAGCACUGUGCUGGCUGGCCCCGCCGCCGCCCAGGUGUCCAGUCCCACCAGCAGCCGGCCGGCCACCGAUUACUCCAGCUAUAUCCUGGCCAUCUACAGCUCGCGCCAGGUGAUGGUGGAGCAGAUGGAGGCGCAGCCCACCACGCUGGCAGAUGCCAUCAUCCUGCUGACCGAGAACAAGGGCGAGCGCCACGAGGGCCGCGAGGGGAUGACGUGCUACUACUUGACGCAUGGCUGGGCAGGGCUCAUCGUGGUGGUGGAGAACCGGCACCCCAAAUCCUAUCUGCACGUCCAGUGCGACUGCACCGACAGCUUCAACGUCGUCUCUACACGUGGCAGCCUCAAAACGCAGGACAGCGUCCCUCCCCUGCACAGGCAGGUGCUGGUGAUCCUCUCCCAGCUGGAGGGUAACGCCGGCUUCUCCAUCACCCACCGCCUGGCGCACCGCAAAGCCACCCAGGCCUUCCUCAACGACUGGAUGUCGACGAAAGGCACCCACAACCCGCUGCUCACACCCGAGGUCGCCGGGCUCCAUGGGCCCCGGCCCCUAUGACGAAGCGCUGCCCCCUCCCUGCUCCUCUCCCCUGUGAUUUUCACCCAGCCUCUGGCCUGGGGCUGCCCCCGAGCUGUCGGCGCUGAGCCGCGGGGCAGAGCCUGAGCAUCACACCGAGCACUUUGCCCUCUCAGGGCCAGGACCAGCUCUGCCGGCCGCCCCCACGGCACUUUACGAGGAGCAGCUGGGGGCACGGGGCCAUCUCAGGAUCCCACCUGCCCCAUACCCCGCUGGGGCCGGUGCCCUCGGCCAGCCCUGGGCACGCAGCAUGGCAGUGGGGGGCUGCAGGAGAGGGGGGGGCUGGAGGUUGCUGUCAAUGCCCUUCCCAGGCACCACGCUCAGGACUCUGCCCCCUCCUGCGGUGCCGGGGCCCUGGCGCUGCAAAAAAAAACAACAACAACAAAAAAGAAUAUACCUCUAAUGUCUGUCCGUCUGUGUGACCCUCCGUCUGUCCCUGGGCCCUUCCCACUGUCUUGUCCCCCCUGUUGUCUGCUGCCAGGACUGAGUGGGCACCGAGGCACCGCAGCUGGGCCGGGGGUGGUGACCCCCACCCCGUGCCGGGGCUGGGAAGGGCACUGGGUUGUCGCAGGAAGCUGUUGCUGUCGGUUUUCACCACACCUCGGGACGAAAUGAAGACAUGCGCUUCCCCACCCCUGCUCCGGGGUCGCGAGCAGGGCUGGGGGCGAUGCUCCGUUCCCCCCCCACCUCAUCGCAGUGUUACUAUGCAAAGGCGGCCGCUGGAAGCAGCGCCUGGAGAGAAGCCAUGCGGCCCCAGCGGGGCUCGGCCCCCCGCGCUGCCCUGGGGGAUCUCCCCCCACCAUCCCCUGCCCUGCGGAGGUGCGGGGCGAGGGGCAGCAGCGGUGCCACGGGGCAGCAGGGGCAGAGCCGGGGUCCGGAGAGCAGCACCCAGGGGGUGGCUCUGCCACAUGGCCCUGCCCCAGGGAGACGGGGAGUGAUUUUGGGGGGGAGGCAGCAGUGGGCCCCAUCCUUCGGAGGGGUGGCAGGCGGCACAAGGCGAAGGUUUGUAAGAACCUUGGGUGCUGCUGCGUCCCUGCAGGGGCUUCGUGGCGAGGCUGACCUCGUGUUCGUCGGGCUUGGCAUGGGUGUGUGUCUGUGUGUUCGUCUGCUGGGGUCCACCAGUGCUGCCCCCCCCACCCCGGGCCCCACUGGGGGCAGGGGGAGAUGCUGGGGGGCUCCGUGCUGGGGGGCAGCCUGUGACAGCAGGGGCUGCGUGGGUCUGUCUGGCCUGUCCGUCUGUCCCCUCCCAGCCCUGAGGUGCUGGGGCAGGGGCUGGGGAAUGCUGAGCCAAGCUCUGGCUGUGGUUAUUUUUGUUCAUUGCUCUGUUUUCUCUCUUCCCCGCUCCUUCCUCCUCGGGAUGAUUUGUCCUUCACUUUUUCUCUCUGUCUUUGUGAGCUGUGAAUAUUUUUAACCCUGUAAAUACUGUCCAGCUCUUAAGAAACAUAGGAUAUUUUAUCAAUUGUAAAUCAGAUCAGUACUCCCUGUAUGAUAUGAAUUAUCCAUGGGUGGUUUUCAAACUCAGGUUCUGACGGACCAAAUAAAGUUUUGUUUUUUACUG
Messenger RNA from Cygnus atratus (black swan), 6409 nucleotides. It is a transcript of the gene CAPN15, whose product is annotated as calpain 15. The transcript is spliced from 13 exons. Gene Ontology annotation, molecular function: calcium-dependent cysteine-type endopeptidase activity. Lineage: Eukaryota; Metazoa; Chordata; Aves; Anseriformes; Anatidae. Gene Ontology annotation, cellular component: cytoplasm. The record is from RefSeq and is a predicted model, not a curated record. Gene Ontology annotation, biological process: proteolysis. Bases 1552 to 4833 code for a protein of 1093 amino acids.